AUGCAGCCAGAAGAGUUCAUGGAUUGGCUCAACAAUGUGGAGAGAAUAUUUGAUUACAAGGAUGUGGCAGAAGAUCGCAGGGUGAAACUAGUAGCAAUCAAAUUGAAGAAACAUGCUUCAAUUUGGUGGGAACAUCUCAACAAACAGCGGGUUUGGGAAGGAAAGAGGUGGAUUGAAUCAUGGGAAAAGAUGAGAAGAGAGUUGAAGAAGAAAUUCAUUCCAGAAAACUACUGCCAAGAUUGUUUCCUCAAGUUUCAUAAUUUCAAACAAAGUGAUGUGUUUGUGGAGGAGUAUACAACAAAAUUUGACAAAUUACGCAUGCUUUGCGACAUCAUAGAACCAGAGGAGCAAACAAUUGCUCGCUAUCUUGGGGGACUCCGCUAUGAGAUUCGCAACAUUGUACAACUACAACCAUAUUGGUCUUAUGGGGAUGUUGAGAAAUUAUCUUUAAAGGUUGAAAAGCAUAUUAAGGAAAGCCGUGGUGGUACCUCAAGAUCUUGGCUCAAGGAGGGUAAUUCAAAUCGAGCACCAAUAGCUAUUGGAAAACUUGCCUCAGCUCCAAAAACAGAUGCCUUCUCAAAGCCAACCAGCAAGCAAGAAGGUUCAGCGAGUUCAAGUCGUUCAAACUCAGUUCGUUGUUUCAAGUGUCAGGGAUUGGGUCAUAUUGCAUCUGACUGCCCAAACCGCAAGAUAGUUUCGCUUGUAGAAGAAAAUGAGGAAGAAUUCAAUGAAGAAGUUGGUUUAAAUUUGGAUGAGGGACCAAGGUUUGAUGAAGAAUUAACAUAUGGUGAUGAAGGUGAGAGCUUAGUCAUUCGAAGAAGUUUAAAUGCAGCCCAAGUGCAGGAAGACAAUUGGCUUCGAAAUAAUAUAUUUCACACACGGUGUACUUCCCUUGGCAAGGUGUGCAAUGUCAUCAUUGAUGGAGGAAGUUGUGAAAAUGUGGUGGCUACCACCAUGGUGGAGAAAUUAAAUCUUAAAAUGAUGGAGCACCCACAACCUUACAAGUUCUCUUGGUUGCAAAAGGGGAAUGAGGUAAGGGUGAACAAAAAGUGCUUAGUUCAGUUUUCUAUUGGGCAAAAUUAUAAGGAUGAAAUAUGGUGCGAUGUCGUUCCCAUGGAUGCGUGUCAUUUGCUACUUGGGAGGCCUUGGCAAUAUGAUAGGAAAGUUGUGCAUGACGGGUUCAGAAACUCCUAUACCUUUGAAAAGGAUGGAGUUAAGAUUGUUUUGGGUCAUAUGAAGUCAGGGAGCAAUCCAAAGCCAAUGAAAGUAGACGGAAACAACUUAUUGACCAAGUCUGAGUUCUUGAUUGCUUUUGAAGAAAUUAAGGAAGCAUAUGCACUGGUGGUAAUGGAAGAGAAUGAAAUGAAGGUUAGGAUACCUCCUACAUUGCGCCCUUUGCUUUAA
This is a messenger RNA of Prunus armeniaca (apricot), 1404 nucleotides long. The record is from the annotation of a GenBank genome assembly. NCBI's taxonomy places the organism in Eukaryota, Viridiplantae, Streptophyta, Magnoliopsida, Rosales, Rosaceae.